AUGACUAGUGCUAUUCAUACACUCUACAACAGUCUGACACGACGAAAAACGUUCGAAGCAGAAACCUUGCAUGCUUCUCAAUUGAAGCGAUGCUUAACUUUAUUUGACUUAACUAUUUUGGGUAUUAGUUCAACAUUGGGAACAGGCACAUAUAUUCUUACUGGUCAAGUUGCUCAUGAAACGGCAGGACCAUCUGUGAUUCUUAGUUUUCUCAUCGCAGCUGUUGCAUCUGUACUUGCCGGACUUUGCUAUGCAGAAUUUGGUGCACGGACACCACGUGCUGGAAGUGCCUAUACAUAUACAUACGUCAGCGUUGGAGAACUUAUGGCUUUCAUUAUCGGUUGGAAUAUGAUUUUAGAAUAUGUGAUAGGUGCUGCGAGCACAGCUCGUGCAUUAAGUUCAUAUUUCGAUUCCUUGAUUGAUUUUACUCUAAGAGAAUACUUUACUCAACAUUUUCCAUUACAUGCGGGAAUGUUCUCAGCAUAUGCCGAUCUAUUAGCAAUGAGCUUUUGUCUUCUUAUCACAGUUCUUCUGGUCAUUGGAAUCAAAGAAUCCGCUGUCUUGAAUAAUCUUCUUACAGCUGUGAACCUCACUGUGAUUUGUCUUGUCAUUGUUGUCGGUUUAACGAAAAUUCAUGGACAUUAUUGGAAUAUAUCGCCUGAUGAAGUUCAUAAUAUAACAAAUAGCACUGGAAAAAUUGGUGACGGUGGAUUCUUUCCUUUUGGAUUUGAAGGAACAUUAGCUGGUGCAGCGACAUGUUUCUAUGCGUUUGUUGGUUUUGAUCUUGUGGCUGCGACAGGUGAAGAGGCUAAAAAUCCACAACGAGCAAUUCCAAUAUCAAUUUGUUUGACUCUGCUUGUCUGCUCGAUUCUCUACUGCGGAGUGUCCAUAGUCGUCACAUUAAUGGUUCCGUACUAUCUCAUCGAUCCUGAUGCUGUUUUACCCGAAGCAUUUCGUUAUGUAAAUCUACCUGCUUUUAAAUAUAUCAUUGGCGCUGGUGCAUUGAGCGGCAUUUUCUGUUCUCUUCUUGGUGCUCUUUUACCACUUCCGCGUGUGCUAUAUGCCAUAGCGUCAGAUGGACUAAUCUUUCGCUUUAUAGCUUGGAUACAUCCACGCUUGCAGACGCCAAUAGUCGCAACUAUUUUCGGUGGAGUUGCAGCAGCAAUCAUGGCAUUAGUAUUCGAUUUGCAAAAACUAGUUGAAAUGAUGUCCAUUGGAACAUUACUUGCCUAUUCUCUUGUAUCAAUAUCGGUGCUGUAUCUUCGUUACCAGCCCUCAGAAGAGUCAAUAUUGCAAACGGAAGAUCGAAUCGCCGAAUCGUUCUACGUUAGAUUAUUCAAACCAUCGGCAAUACGUCCAACAAAGGACACAGCAACUGUGACGAGAUAUCUCAUUGUUUCCUUGGCCAUCAAUGGUUUCCUUCUUUGUGCAAUACAAAUUUUCGCUAGUGAUUAUAUAAUGCGAAAAAAUCCCCUGGUUCUCACUCUUUUCUUAAUUUGUAUUAUUUUGGAAAUAUUCUUCGUUAUUCUAAUAGCAAACCAACCUAAAAACUCGGCUUCACUUUACUUUCAAACUCCAUUAGUUCCUUAUGUACCUAUAUUAAGUGUACUGAUCAACACCUAUCUCAUUCUUAAAUUGUCGCCCGCAACAUGGAUACGAUUUGGUAUAUGGAUGUUUACUGGUUUUCUAAUUUACGGUUUCUACGGUUUCUGGCAUAGUUCUCAACGAUUCGAUGACGAUCGACGACCACUCAUAUCCGACCGGCAAUCGUCAUCAGAUAGCUCUUAA
Messenger RNA from Adineta ricciae, 1788 nucleotides. Lineage: Eukaryota; Metazoa; Rotifera; Eurotatoria; Adinetida; Adinetidae. The record is from the annotation of a GenBank genome assembly.